Messenger RNA from Penicillium brevicompactum, 2481 nucleotides. Its product is annotated as putative C6 finger domain protein. The coding region runs from base 1 to 2481 and encodes 826 amino acids. The record is from RefSeq and is a predicted model, not a curated record. The transcript has 3 exons. Gene Ontology annotation, molecular function: zinc ion binding; DNA-binding transcription factor activity, RNA polymerase II-specific. Gene Ontology annotation, biological process: regulation of DNA-templated transcription. Lineage: Eukaryota; Fungi; Ascomycota; Eurotiomycetes; Eurotiales; Aspergillaceae.
AUGGCGGAGCCGACGGACUCGAGCGCCCCGCCUGGCGAAACGCCCAAUCCCGCGACUGAGUCGAAUGCGCCAGCUACUGAGACCAGCCAGUCGUUCACCUCGGGCGAGCCACUCCCAGCGACCGAACCGGACAGCAUCCCAGCCGACGCUCCUACCAAUCCCCCACCCAAUCCUCCUGCAGAUCCUCCAACCGAGGCCAGCCAAGUGGCAGCGCAAACAGAGCAAGCACCAGCAGAUUCAAAUCCUCCCGCCGCAGCUCCACCACCGGCAGACUCAGUGCCGUCAGCCUUCACACCGGCUGAACCAGCAUCUGCAGAACCAGCACCGGUGAAUACAGCGCCCGCAGACCCAGUGCCGGUUGAGCAAGCACCUGCACCUUCAAUACCCGCAGAGCCAACACCUACAGAGCCAGCGACGGUGGAGCCAAUACACGAUGCGGGAACGUACCAUCCCCCAGAAGAGCCUUCCCAGCCAACACAAAUACCAGAUUCGACUUUGCCCUCAAUCGAAUCGUCGCUUCCUCCAAUUGAUUCGUCCAUUCCAGCUAUGGAUACAUCUGAAGCUUUCGGGGACUCUGGGAUUAAUUCGUUUGACGCGCUGCCUUCAAUCGGCUCAUCUACGGGCCAGGACAUGUCACUUCCUGCGAUUGAUACGACACUUCCCUCGCUUGAUCAUUCCUUGCCAGCAAUCGGGAUCGACGAUAUACCCACGAUGGACGAACAUGAGUUUCGCGACGACAGUCACCUAGACCACCAUGACUCGAAUUCGGGUCUCCCUGACUCGGGCACUGGACAUCAUGACAGCCAACACUCUGGGGUGAAUGGUGUAUCCCACUAUCAGCCGCAAUCCAACGGCACAUAUCAGUAUUCGCAUAGCCCUGCCCAGUCACAACAACCUGGGACACCGCAGGCGCAAACCCAUACCCAACAUCAAUUUCAGGCGCAACCACAGCAACAUUAUCAGCAGAAUGAUAUGUACCACAAUGGUGCGCAAGGGCAGGUGCCACAGGCGCCGAUUGGAUCGCCACUUCCAAACAAUAUGCCCCCGAUGGCAUCUAUGGGACAAUACAUGACCGGGUAUCCGUCCAAUAUGGGGCAAGGCAAUGCGCAGAUGCGAUAUCAACUACCGGGCGAUCCGAACAAGAUGUUAUCUGGCAAUAGACACAAGAAAGAAGUCAAGCGACGAACAAAAACGGGUUGUCUGACUUGUCGCAAACGAAGAAUUAAGUGUGACGAAGCGCAUCCUGUCUGCAGAAAUUGCGUGAAAAGUAAACGCGAGUGCUUAGGCUACGACCCUGUGUUUCGCACCCAGGCUUCAACGCCCUCGGCUAUCCAGCCUGCUCCUAAUCCUCCUCCAUCAUUGGUGGUCAAUCCCCAAGGCCCUUCUACCACAACUCCAACAGCACCUUCAUAUCCGUCUGCGCCUCCGGGGUACAUGCCCGCUUCCUCUCAGCCAUUUGCCCCCUCGCUUCAUUCCGAGUCGCCCACUGCGUCUGUCGAACAACACGCGCACCGAGCUUCUAUAGAUCCUUCAUUAAGCGCGAGCAGUCAACCAACUCAUUCCGAAAUGCAGAGCACUGCCACACCCCGCCCUCAGGGCUCUGAGCCAGCAUACAAAGCCAAAAACAUCUACAUUAAUGACCUUUUCUCUCUACGGGGAAUUGCCCCUCCUCCUCCACACGCCAUCAGUACACUUCCGCCGGGCCGUCUCGAAGAAAUCCAAGCCGUUUUCCUGGCCACGUAUGCGCCGGCUAUCGACAAGCUCCUUGAAGUUCGCUGGUACUCCGAGAAGGCUCUUUCAUACCUCAUGGCCGACACCCAGCUGAUGGCUGAAUAUUCGGCCUUGAUCAAUGCCUUCAACGAAUGGAAUCUGCAGGACGGUGAAACUCUUGCGCGGCUGGAGAGCUUUGAGGCCUCGAUCAUCUGGAAAAGUAUGGCACUUUGCCGCAAAGUUCCAGAUGGAGAGACCGGCCAACAAGGGCGGGACUGGAACCUCUGCGCGGCUUGCGGCAGACUCAACGUUGUCGAAGCGUUGCUCACAUGGAACCACUUGGACACGAACAUCCUUUCUCGGGAGCUCAUCAUGGACGCCGCCAAUCCUCCGAAUUCCCCAGACCAGUUCCAAAGCCGCCAGCUGGACUUCUGGGACCAGGUCGCAGAGUUCCUCACUCUGUACGACAACGAAGCCAGUUCAGCCAAGCAGAUCGACGAUACUCUCAGCCGGUGCCGACAAUUGCUGGAUACCUACGAGAACCGCGACAUCAUCUACUCAAUCUCCGUUGCGCGCCAUCUGGGUCAGCGUUGGGCUGAUUUCCCUAACAGCCUGCCCAAGGUGGGCUACACUACCGAGAAAGAGUCUGGAACCAAACUCUUCGUUGCCCAGAAGUUCCUCGAGGAAGAAGCCGAGGGCAAGGGCACCACGCAAAUCUACAAACGGGUUUGCUGCAUGGCUGUUCGCUCUUGGUGGGUUGCCCGUGGGUAA